Molecule: messenger RNA, 930 nt
Organism: Striga asiatica
Lineage: Eukaryota; Viridiplantae; Streptophyta; Magnoliopsida; Lamiales; Orobanchaceae
Source: the annotation of a GenBank genome assembly
AUGGCAUUUGAAUGCCAAAAGGAUACAGAAGACAAUUUGCGAAAUACUUCAACAAAUCACUUGGAUAGUUCUCAAGCUGGAAAAGCCGUCUCGGAUCAACUCAAUUUGACCAGCAACAGAAAGCUCGAACCUUUGGAGUCUGAAAAUCUUCAAGGUGCAUUUUCCAAACUUGGGAUCCAUUCUACUGAUCUUUUUCUCAAAUCAUCUAGGUCAUUCACUGACCUUCCUCCAGCUCUAGUGUCUGAAAUCCUCAAUUUCCUCGACCCAAAAGAACUUGGGACCAUUUCUUGUGUCAACACAUCUCUCUACAAGCUCGCCUCAGAACACCACGUGUGGAAGGAGUUCUACCGCGAGAGGUGGGGCCAUCCGGUGAACUCUAUCGGGUUGGGGCAGGACGAUAAGUCAUGGAAAGAACUAUUUGUUGAGCGGGAUUUUCGUAGCAAGACGAUAUACAGCGGUUCUUGGGAUAUGACCGUGCGGUUGUGGGACCGUGCUUCUUUGAAGUGUCUAAAGGUUUUGAUGCAUAACGACUGGGUUUGGAGCCUCGUGCCUCACGAGACCACUAUUGGUAGCACAGCUGGCUCGAGUGUCCACAUCUGGGAAACUAACACCGGAAAUCAGCUUGCUGUCAUUAAUGGUGCUCAUGGGGGUAACGUGUAUUCCCUUGCGAGAAGCCACACUGGAAAACUUCUGUUUAGCGGCGGGGAGGAUGGUUCUAUACACAUGUUUGAGAUAACUGGGAAUUUCGAGUGCGCACGAAAAAUAGCAACUUGGAUUCCCCACACGGGACCUGUCCACUCCCUUGCGUUCGAGUUUCCGUGGCUUGUGUCGGCCUCUAGCGAUGGGAGAAUCUCACUCAUUGAUGUUCGUGGGCUGCUGAAGACCAAAAAACGAUUUUCCACCGAGAAUGCUGAUUCGAAGGUUAUGUAG